Molecule: messenger RNA, 1941 nt
Organism: Monoraphidium neglectum
Lineage: Eukaryota; Viridiplantae; Chlorophyta; Chlorophyceae; Sphaeropleales; Selenastraceae
Exons: 3
Coding region: 1-1941 (646 amino acids)
Source: RefSeq, a predicted model, not a curated record
AUGAUGGACGCCGCGCUGGCCCAGGGGAUCCCUGCCCAGCUGCCGUCGCACGAGGUGUCUGGCGACCUGGCGAUGCUGGCGCAGCGUCUGGGCUCAGCAACCAGCAGCGGCGGCAGCGGCAAUGUCGCCCCGGGGUCGCCGGACGCGGCCCCCACUGCAGCGGCCGCGGCCUCGGCUAGCUUCUGCCGCCUGCUGGCGUCGGUCCUCCGCAGCCAGCAGCAGCUGCAGCUGGCGCCGCAGGCGGUGUCCUGCAUCUCCUCAUCCCUGCGGCAGUGGCUCGACCUGGACUUGCAGGACAGGCCGGGCGGCGCGGCCGCCGCGCCGGGCCCCGCCGAGCGCCUGCAGUCCGACGCGCUCUCGGCGGCGGCGGAGCUGCUGCCGCGCCACAUGCAGCGCCUCGCGCCUGCGGAGCGCGCGGCGCUGCUCGCGGCGCUCGCGGCGCUGCUGCCGGCGCCGGCGACGGCGCCCGCGCCGGCCGCCCGCGGCGCUUCUGCACCCGCUGCGUCGCAGGCCGCCCCGGCGGAUGUGCAGCGGCAGGCAGCCGCCAUCCUUGGGACGCUCUGCAAAGCCGAGGCCGGCGGCAGUAGCACGGGUCCUGGCGGCAGCAGCAGCAGCAGCAGCAGCAGUAACGGCAGCAAGCUGACGGACCAGGAGCUUGCGGCGGCGCUGCGCGCCUUGGUAAACGCGCUCACCGUGUGCUGCAGCGGCGGCGGCGCAGCUUUCGCCGGCGGCCGCAGCAGCGGCAAGAGGCCGGUGGAGGACGUGCGGCACGCGCGGCUGUACGGGCAGCUGCUCCGCAGCUGCACGGCGGCGGUGGCCGCUAGCCGCAAGGGGUGGGGCCAGCACGCGGGCGCGGUCUGCGAGGCGCUGAGGCGGCUGCUGCAGUAUGGGGCACACCCGGCCGCCUCCGCGCCCGCCCCGCCCGUCGCGCCUUCCGCGCCCGCGUCGCCAGCCGGCAAGACGGGGGCCCUGCGAUCGGCGCCGCCGUCGCCGCAGGCAGCGGCGAGCGGCGCCCCGGCGCGGGCGCCGCCGCAGCCCGGGGCGUUGGGCGAGGGCGGCGGCGGCGGGGCGGUGCGCUAUGUCCCGCCCCACCUCCGCUCGAAGGGCGGCGGAAGCAUGGCGGCCGGCAGCGCCAACCAGCCUGCCGCCAGCCUCGCGCCGGCGCAAGCGCAGGCGUCUCUCGAGGCGCCUGGGACGCCGCCUCGGCAGCAGCAGCGGCAGCAACAACAGCAGGAGCAGCAGCAGCAGCAGCAGGGCCCGCCGCGGCGCGGCCAGCGGGCAUCCUGGGAUGACGAUGGCGACGCGAGCGCCAGCGAGAGCGAUGGCGGCUGGAGCGACGCGGAGGGCGGGCGGCCCCUGCUGGCCUGGCGCGGCGGCGGCGGGCGGGGGGCGCGAGAGCCUGCUGAUGGUUCUGGCGACCCCUUUGAGGCGGCGGCGCUGCGCGUGCGCCUGGCGGCGCUGCUGCUGCUGCAGGCAAUGGCGCAAGCAGACCCCCCUGCGCUGCACCCGCACUGGCCGAGCAUCCUGCCCGCGUCGGCGGCCGGCGCGCCGCUGGCGCCGCGGCCGCUGUCGCCGCACCUGCUGACCGUGCUGCUGCACGACCCGUCCCCGCGCGUACGCGCGCUGGCGGCGGCGGUCGCGGCGGCGCUGCUGCAGGGGCCGCAGGCGCGCGCGCUGCUGGCGGUCGCGGAGGCGCGGGGCGCGCCCGUGGGCGGGGCCGGUGGCGGCGGCGUCAGCGCUGGGCGGGCGGCGGCGCAGCCGAGGGGAUUCACGACACUAUCAGCUUCCCUUGGGCAGACGCUCUUGGCGUUGCACCUCGGACUGGCCGCGGCGGCCUGCGGCGCGGACUGCGGCAUCGCGCCCCUCUGCGGCCGCGCCGGCAGCGGGCAAGGCGGCGGCACGGCAGCAGCAGCAGCAGCAGCAGCAGCAGCAGCAGGCUGA